Molecule: messenger RNA, 1360 nt
Organism: Leucoraja erinaceus (little skate)
Lineage: Eukaryota; Metazoa; Chordata; Chondrichthyes; Rajiformes; Rajidae
Product: acyl-protein thioesterase 1-like
Exons: 9
Coding region: 200-892 (230 amino acids)
Biological process (GO): protein depalmitoylation
Cellular component (GO): cytoplasm
Molecular function (GO): carboxylic ester hydrolase activity; palmitoyl-(protein) hydrolase activity
Source: RefSeq, a predicted model, not a curated record
GGGACUUCCGUCGGGAGCUGUCGGCUGGCGGUGCUGCGCUGCGCUGCGCUGCGGGUGGAGCUGGAGCUGGAGCUUUAACCAAAGUAUCUCUGGCUUUAGCGGCCCAGGAACAGGGCUUUGCGGUGACACUGAGGGCGAGUCCUUCCCUAUCGUGGAGUUGGCCUGGGGCUUAGCUGGACGACUGAUAUUUUUGUUGUGUAUGUGCGGUAACAAUAUGUCAUCGCCGGUUCCUAUCAUUAUCCCCGCUACCAAGAAAGCAACGGCUGCGGUUAUCUUUCUCCAUGGACUGGGAGACACUGGACAUGGUUGGGCUGAGGGACUGUCAACUAUCAAGAUACCACAUGUGAAAUACAUUUGUCCAAAUGCGCCUACUGCUCCUGUCACAAUGAACUUCAAUAUGACUAUGUCAUCCUGGUUUGAUAUCUUUGGACUAACUGUGGAUUCUCAUGAAGAUGAGGGAGGCAUCAGGAAGGCCGCUGAUAGUGUUAAAGAAAUGAUAAAUGUGGAAGUUAAAAAUGGGAUACCAUCUAAUCGAAUUAUUUUGGGGGGAUUUUCUCAGGGAGGUGCUCUGUCAUUGUACACAGCACUGACAACACAUCAGAGGCUUGGAGGUGUGAUUGGCCUUAGCUGUUGGCUUCCACUUCGGAAAUCUUUUCCGCAGGCAGCUGCUGAUAGUCCAAACAAGGAGAUUCAUGUUCUUCAAUGUCAUGGAGAGAUAGACCCCCUAGUGCCUCUAUCAUUUGGAGAUCUUACUGCAGAAAAAUUAAAAACUCUCAUCAAUCCAGAAAAUGUCAUUUUCAAGUCCUACCCAGGCAUGGCACAUGGUUCUUGUGCCAAGGAAAUGUCUGAUGUCCAAGAGUUCAUUGAAAAGAUGCUACCUCCAAUCAACUAAUGAAAAGCCAGAAUUUUUUUUCUAAGAAGCUGCACCAGCAUCUGAUCAUGAUAGACCCUAAUCUUCCUUUCACUUGCCUACAUAAGAUGCAAGUCAUCCAUCAUUUUAACAUUAGCACUUUUUUCUCAAUUUAUAUUCUGUAAUUGUCACAGUAACUUGGUGUUACGUUGAGGUUGCGCUGUCUGCUAGUUUAUACUGAGCAAUGCAGUAAUUGCAGGCAGCAUUUAAAAAGCUUAUCUACAAUGCAAUCAUUCCAGUUUUUACUUUGUCCUGGUACUAUUUGCUUUGUUCAGCCUGAGAUUCAUUCUAUCUUGACUAAGUGUGAUAUUGGUGAAUGUAUGAACAUAUAGAAGAAACAAGUUACAACAUGCAAGUGUCUAUAAUCUCCCAAAAGGUCACUUGCUAUUUGUGUUUUACUGCAACAAAAAUUGUCAUAGAAAUCAAAUAAAGGUCAUAUUUGAUAACCAA